This is a messenger RNA of Trichoderma gamsii, 963 nucleotides long. RefSeq names its product RNA exonuclease 4. Gene Ontology annotation, molecular function: nucleic acid binding; 3'-5' exonuclease activity. NCBI's taxonomy places the organism in Eukaryota, Fungi, Ascomycota, Sordariomycetes, Hypocreales, Hypocreaceae. Gene Ontology annotation, cellular component: nucleus. The transcript has a single exon. Gene Ontology annotation, biological process: rRNA processing; ribosomal large subunit assembly. The record is from RefSeq and is a predicted model, not a curated record. The coding region runs from base 1 to 963 and encodes 320 amino acids.
AUGGCCGAACUAUCUUCCAACUGGAAAAUCCUUCAAGCGCGAUUGAAGGCCGGGGCGGCUUCCCAGCCGCCUUUGAAACGAAAGACUGAAGAGCAGCUACAAUCCUCAGCGAAAAGAAAAUCUGCUGGGAAAUCUGAGAGUAAUAGCAGUGUUCCAUCAAGUCGCAAGAAGAAGGCAGUUACUCAUAGAAUGGGCGGUGUCCAAAGCUCAGCCGCGGUAGACAAGCCCAAGCAGAAUCCAUCUCCAUCACUGGCAAUAUGGGCCAAGGAUCAUGAGGUCUCAACCGAGGAGCUGGCAGAGGCCUAUGGCCUUGGAGUGAAAGGCAAUUCGAUGAUGCUCGGGCCUGAGAAAGACAAAGUAAACCACGGCCUUUCUAGUGGAGUCGAGAUUGGAAAAUAUGUCGCCAUCGACUGCGAGAUGGUGGGAGUCGGACCGGGCGGGCAUGAAUCAGCGCUGGCGCGUAUUAGCGCUGUUGAUUUUCACGGACGACAAAUCUACGAUUCAUAUGUGAAGCCGGUCGAGCGUGUAACCAACUGGAGAACGGCCGUGAGCGGAAUCUCUCAAAAAGAGAUGAGAUUCGCACGAGAUUUCAGCGAAGUUCAAAAAGAAGUCGACGACAUCAUCAAAGACAGGAUUCUGAUUGGUCACGAUAUCAAGCAUGACUUGGAAGCCCUCAAACUCAGCCAUUCUCCAAGGAAUAUUCGCGACACCGCCAAAUAUCCGGCCUUCAAAAAGUAUGGCCAUGGGCGAAAGCCGGCACUGAAAGUUCUUGCUAGAGAAAUUCUUGGUAUUGAGAUUCAAAGUGGUCCGCACUCUAGCACGGAGGAUGCUCGAGCUACUAUGCUCUUAUUUCGAAAGCACAAAUCUGGCUUUGACAUGGACAACAUGAACCGAUAUACUCCAAAACAGACAACCAACACCAGCGCGUCUCGUUCGAAAAAGAAGAACAAAAAGAAGUCAUGA